AUGUCCCCUACAGGACAUACGAUCUAUCGCGCAGGCGAUGGUAACGGCGGCUUCUCUCCCUCCUCCGUCAAGCUACCAGAACUUGGCCCUCACGAUAUCCUCGUCCGUCUGACCCACAGCGGCGUGUGCCACUCAGACAUCGUUCUCUGCCAGUUGGGAGCCCCUGUAGCUCUUGGCCACGAGGGAAUUGGUGUUGUCGAGUCCGUUGGCUCGCUCGUUACACAAUUCAAAGUUGGUGAUCGGGCAGGUGGCGGAUUCCAUCGAGAUUCGUGCGGCCAUUGCAAGUAUUGUCUAUCUGGGCGAGAUAUUUACUGCUAUGAGCGUGUCAUUUUCGGUGAAGGUGACUUCGACAAUGGAACCUUUGGAACUUAUUACAUCGGCAAGGAGACAUAUCUUCACAAGAUCCCCGACAGCCUUGCCAGCGAACAUGCUGCACCGCUCCAAUGUGCCGGCGCAACAGUGUACACUGCUCUCAAGGCUACAGUGACACCUGAGAAACGCGUCGGCAUUCUCGGCAUUGGUGGUCUUGGCCAUCUCGCUAUUCAGUAUGCGGACAAGAUGGGUGCCGAUGUUGUUAUCUACAGCACAAGCGCUAACAAGGAGGCUGAGGCGCGACAGCUGGGCGCCAAGGAGUUCCAUCUUAUCGAGAACAUGUUUGAUACAGCUACGGCACCGAUUGAUGUUCUUGUAAUUUGUGGUACCAGGUACCCUGACUGGGAUAAGGUCAUGACGAAGGAGUUCCUCGCGCGAGAUGGAACCAUCGUCCCACUUGCAGCCCCGGUCCACGGACCUCUAAGCUUACCUGCCGGAGCAAUGUUCUUCCAAGGGUAUCAUGUCUUUUCAAGCUUGGUUGGAUCGCGUAAUAUCCACGAUGAGAUGCUUGAGUUUUCAGGACGUCAUGGUAUCAAGCCUAUGGUUCAGAUCUUCAAGCAUGAGGGUGCCUCAACUAUCAAGGAGGUCUUUGAACUGGUUGAGCAGAACAAGAUGAGAUAUAGGGCUGUUCUGGAAAUGCCUAACUAG
Molecule: messenger RNA, 1020 nt
Organism: Fusarium redolens
Lineage: Eukaryota; Fungi; Ascomycota; Sordariomycetes; Hypocreales; Nectriaceae
Product: chaperonin 10-like protein
Exons: 3
Coding region: 1-1020 (339 amino acids)
Molecular function (GO): oxidoreductase activity, acting on the CH-OH group of donors, NAD or NADP as acceptor; zinc ion binding
Source: RefSeq, a predicted model, not a curated record